Messenger RNA from Helianthus annuus (common sunflower), 2829 nucleotides. Its product is annotated as exocyst complex component EXO84B. Gene Ontology annotation, biological process: Golgi to plasma membrane transport; intracellular protein localization; exocytosis. The transcript is spliced from 7 exons. Gene Ontology annotation, cellular component: exocyst. The record is from RefSeq and is a predicted model, not a curated record. The coding region runs from base 364 to 2643 and encodes 759 amino acids. NCBI's taxonomy places the organism in Eukaryota, Viridiplantae, Streptophyta, Magnoliopsida, Asterales, Asteraceae.
ACGCACGUUACAUAAUUUAAACCCUAAUUACACAUGAAAUUCACACAUUAUUAAAACACAAAAUAAUACACAUUGGUUUUUACCGUAAUAUAUCAUAAUUAAUUACACACGUAUUGUUACAAUCUUCUGUCAAACCAACUAACCUCCCUUCUUCUCUCUCCGGUGGUUUUCCGGCGAAGCCAUACGCCGCCGUUGAUCCGUCAUCUGAAACGAUCAUACUUCACACAAUAUCUUCUUCCACACAUUCAGAUCUAACAUUUUGAUCACCUAAACAAAUCACAUCUUCAAUUGACCGGUUGUUGAAGCUACUGGUUCAAACCCUAGGCAUCGUCAUUCUCAUUCGAUCUUGUUUCACUCACCGUUAUGGCUUCCAAAAUAUCAUCUAGAUCGAGAGGAGGAACGCCUGCGAAGAGCAAUUCGAAGGAAACCGGUCCCAAACUGGAAGAAAAUCUGAAUAUCUUCAAGUCCGAUAAGUUUGACGCUGAUGCGUUUGUUAACUCGAAGUGUAAUUCGUUGAACGAGAAGGAGAUCAGGCAAUUAUGUUCGUAUCUUUUAGAUCUGAAGAGAGCUUCUGCAGAGGAAAUGCAUAGGAGUGUUUACGCUAAUUAUACAGCAUUCAUACGCACAUCAAAAGAGAUAUCAGAUUUAGAAGGCGAACUACUAUCGAUAAGAAACUUACUAUCUACUCAGGCUACGUUAAUUCACGGUCUAGCUGAUGGGAUCCACGUGGAAUCAUUGUCUGUCACUGUCCCACGUGGAUCAUUGUCAAACGGUGUAUCUGCUGACGUGGAUCGAGAUCCUUCAGACUUAGAAAAUUGGUUAAUCGAAUUCCCCGAUAUCCUCGAUGUUUUGAUAGCCGAAAGACGAGUAGAGGAAGCUCUGGCUACCCUUGAUGAAGGCGAACACGUAGUUUCUGAAGCAAAACGAAAAAAUUCGUUGAGUCCUGUUCUGUUAACGUCUCUCCAAACUGCUAUAACUGAAUGUCGGCAAAGAUUAGCGGAUCAGCUUGCAAAUGCUGCUUCACAACCGACCACACGCGGUGGUGAGCUUCGUGCGGCUAUUACCGCUCUUAAAAAACUUGGAGAUGGUCCACGGGCCCACAGUCUACUACUCGAAGCGCAUUCUCAACGGCUUCAAUCCGAAAUGCAAAAUCUUCGUCCGUCAAGCACGUCAUAUGGUGGAGCAUACACAGCGGCUAUUUCACAACUGGUGUUUUCUGUUAUUGCUCAAACGGCAAGCGAUGCUAAUGCUGUAUUUGGUAAAGAACCGAGUUAUAGCUCUGAGCUUGUGAUGUGGGCUACGAAACAAACGGAAUAUUUGGCUCUUCUUGUUAAACGACAUGCGCUAGCUUCGUCUGCUGCUGCUGGCGGAUUACGGGCUGCUGCUGAAUGUGUACAAAUAGCUUUGGGACAUUGUUCUUUGUUGGAAGCUCGUGGUCUGACACUUUGUCCUGUGCUUUUGAGGCUUUUUAGACCUAGUGUUGAACAAGCACUUGAUGCCAAUUUGAAACGUAUUGAAGAGAGUACUGCUGCAUUGGCUGCUGCUGAUGAUUGGGAUCUUUCAAGUACAUCCCAUAAUGCCAUAAUACAUCAACAUAAGCUCUCAAGCAGUGCUCAAAGGUUCAAUUCUAUGGUCCAGGAUUUCUUCGAGGAUGUGGGGCCACUUCUAAGCAUGCAGUUGGGAGGAAAAAUGCUAGAGGGAUUAUUCCACGUAUUCAGUUCAUAUGUCAGCAUGCUCAUAAGAGCACUUCCGGGCUCCAUGGAAGAAGAAGCAAACUACGAAGGAUCCGGGAACAAAAUAGUUAGUAUAGCCGAGACCGAAAGCCAGCAAAUGGCAUUGCUUGCAAAUGCAUCAUUGUUAGCUGAUGAACUAUUACCCCGUGCAGCCAUGAAACUCACCCCUGGAGUUCAAGCUAUUUACAAUGAUGACCCUGGUAGACGACCUUCAGAUCGGCAAAACCGGAAUCCCGAACAAAGGGAAUGGAAACGACGCCUUGCAAGCAUUGUAGAUAGAUUGAAGGAUAGUUUCUGCAGACAACAUGCUUUAGAACUCAUUUUUACUGAGGAUGGUGAUACCCAUUUAGCUCCAGAAAUGUAUCUAAACAUGGAUGAAGGUGUUGAGGAAAUUGAAUGGUUCCCUUCUCAGAUAUUUCAGGAACUUUACGCAAAGCUUUACAGGAUGUCUGCUAUAGCAACCGAAAUGUUUGCUGGUAGGGAACGUUUUUCAACAUUGUUGUUGAUGAGGCUUACGGAAACCGUCAUCUUAUGGCUUUCAGAAGACCAAUCGUUUUGGGAUGAAGUUUUAAAAGGACCAAGGCCUUUAGGUCCACUUGGCCUUCAACAGUUUUAUCUGGAUAUGCAGUUUGUCAUUUUGUUCGCUUCCCAAGGGCGUUACUUAUCUCGAAAUUUAUAUCGUGCUUUGAAGGAGAUCAUAGAUAAAGCACUUGCAGCCUUCUCUGCAACGGGAAUGGAUCCAUACAGUGUACUUCCUGAGGAUGAGUGGUUUAAUCAUAUGUGUCAAGACGCAAUAAAUAGGUUGAGCGGGAACCCACAAUCAGCCAACGGUGAACGAGAUCCAAGCAGCCCAACUGCUUCUGUUUCCGCACAAUCAAUAUCAUCCGUCAGAUCUCAUGGCAGUUCGUAAUCAGAUUGAUUCCCCUCUUGUAUAUCUGGCAUCUGCAACAUAUUUCUUUUGUAAUCAUAGAAUUUUAUUUUACAUUUUACAUUUUACGCAUUUUGCAUUUGUUUCUUUUGUUUUCACCAAACUUUCGAAAUUCUUUCAAUUCUCCAGUAUUGGGAGCAUCGCGGCAUGUAAAUCUAUCUUUUUUCC